Chlamydomonas reinhardtii is the source of this 2118-nucleotide messenger RNA. RefSeq lists its product as uncharacterized. The transcript is spliced from 5 exons. The record is from RefSeq and is a predicted model, not a curated record. The coding region runs from base 775 to 1197 and encodes 140 amino acids. NCBI's taxonomy places the organism in Eukaryota, Viridiplantae, Chlorophyta, Chlorophyceae, Chlamydomonadales, Chlamydomonadaceae.
AAUGCCAGCUGACAGCAGCAGCCGCGCGGGCGGUGGCUCGCGCCAGAUCCACUGCGGACACUCGAGCUCCAAAUCCAGUAGCGCUGCUCAGCCGUUGCGGCAAUUCGUUUACGCGACAUUUGCAGCGCUGCACCAGCUUUAAGCGCACGUUGGGAGGAGCCCCGGACGCGGCCUGCGCCAGCGCCAGCCCUUUUUUGCUACCAGCGCGGCUACGGCUGCUUGCCACGAUUGCUGCGCUUUUGACGUGAUCUGUAGCGGUGUUUGGCGCUUACGGAACCCAGCCAAACAGCGCUAGGGCUUGGACCUGCCCCCGUUUACUUCUCCAGCUAUUUCAUCUCCUGUAACGUGCUCAGGGCGUAGCACGGUAAUUCACAACUGCAAAACACCAGUAGCGCACAGCUAACAGCGCUGCAGUAGCGUGGUACGGAUUCUCCUGAGUAUUUCAGGCCUUCUCCACACAGCUUUUGCAUACAAGUAUUCUCUUUGCUCCUCUUCCAAGCUCUCAUACACACACGCUCACCCUGUGUAACCUACUGCUUCUUUUGACAAGUGCCCAGCCAAGUGCCCUGCAAACCGCACCGCUUCUUCUCUGUCAAACUUCCACGCACAGCGUCUUUGUUCAUUAAGUCGUGCGUCCUUUGUGACACUACGCUGCGAACCCUUGCAAGGCUUGCUCAGACGAUACACGUGCUGCUUUGCCGGCCUUUCGCUUCCGAACAAAACCGUGGUCCAGCCCCGGUUCUUUGCAAGCUCUAAACCGUUCUACAACACGAGAUGGCAAAGUUCAUUCGCGUUACCGUGAGCAUCCCGGGGCCUCCCAAGGUGGAGGCGGACAAGGCCAAGCUGCGAAGCGCUUGGGCCCCCUUCCGGCCGGCGCCUCCGGCGCCAUACAAGCCGUUCAUGAACAGCCCCCCACGCUCACCGGCGUCCUCGGUUGCCGGCGCGCCCCUGCACCCCCGCCCACUGCCCACGUCCUCCAUUGAGACAUAUCAGUGGACAAACAAGUUCAUGCUGGCAAACCCGCCGCUUUUCUAUGUUGACCCCGAUGAGUCGGAUGCCGACCUGCUGGCAGACCUUUGCGACCUCUGCCAGGUCUCCUGCCCGAGCACCCCCUUCACGCCCGAGGAGGACGCUCGGGCCACCGCCAUCGCCAAGGCGAUAUGCUCUGGCGCGAUUGUGAGUGCCGGUAGCUCGUAGGGUCGAGCCCCAAAUAGCCAUCACCUACUAUGCGGCACUGGACCGAGCGACGUCGUGCGAAUCAAGCACGGUGGCUAGGACGGGUCGCCUGCUUUACGUUAUUUGCGCAAUCAAGCAUGACGGGCCGUCUAUUUGUGACAGGUAUACUGACGCGUUGGUGUAACUACGGAUGAUGCCAUGCAGACUACUUACCGCACCGCCAACGCCUUUGCGCGCCGGUGCUGAAGACUUGGUGGCUGACAUGCACGUGUGAAGCGAAUGCAUCCAGCUGUGCAAGCCGACCCGCUCGACUCAUACGGUACUGUCAAGACGGAGGACAGUUGUACAUAGUUUAUGAUGCGUAGUUGUGAAGUGUGAGUCAAUGUGGUUAUUAGCUAAGCGCUGAGCGGUGACAUCGUGACACCACCUGGUGUUGGCUGGCGGCUGCACGCCCAUCCACCGUGCACACCCUAAUACUGCCGUUAUCGUGCCGUGCCAUGCCCUGUGGCAAGCUCAGGGCUUAGGGUUGCGUGCACGUGAACAAGGAACCCCACUGCUGUGACGAGAUAGGUGUCACAUGACCACGCUGAAGUGCUUAAUAAUUAUUCUUGCUGAGAUAGUGAGGGCGCGCGGUGUUUAUUCAUGAUGAAAGAUGCGCGCAUACAUCAGUUAGUUGUUUUAGUACUAAAGUCCCGCAAGGGGCGCUAGCUAACUCUUGCAAUUGCAAGUUUAUAAAGUGACGCCCCCGUGAGAGGGCUUGUCGUGAUUAAUGCGUUUGGACUUCCUAGCUGUCGGGUUGCUCUUUUAUUGUGUUUGUGCCACUGCCGUCUUGCCGGCCGUACACGUGAUGGCGUGCCUAGCGUGCUUGGCAGGCUGCUUCCCGAGGAUAUGCCGUGAAGACACCCACAGCUUGCUUGACAGCUGCUGUAAUUUAAGGGCAAU